AGUGGGGAUGCACGAUUGUCUUUGAUGGGGCGCCGUAGUAGAGUGAAAAUUCACCCCCAAAAGUCGGUGGAAAGGGGAAGGGAAUAUGGAUAUUCCGAGGCUUCUUCUUCUCUCUGCUUCGCUGGUCGCUCUUCUCUCCAUAGCCUCAAUCCCCCUUCUCAAUCUCAAUGGCCACUUCGCCAGAGUGUUGAAUCGGAGAUCGUCGGCGCAGGAUGCGGACUUGGUGGUCCGGAACGCCACCAUUUACACCGCCGACGAAUCGCUCCCCUUCGCGGACUCCAUGGCCAUCCGCGGCGGCCGGAUCCUCCGUGUCGGCACCUAUUCCUCAAUCCAGGAUUUGGCUGGAUUUGCGACUAAGGAGCUGAAUGCAGAUGGAAAAGUUGUGGUUCCAGGAUUUAUUGAUUCUCAUGUGCACUUUAUCUUUGGAGGACUUCAGAUGGCACGAGUGGAACUGCGCGGUGUUAACCGAAGAGAACUUUUUGUUAGCAAAGUUAAGGAUGCAUUAACAAGUAUAAAAUCCGGAUCUUGGGUAUUGGGUGGUGGGUGGAACAAUGAUCUUUGGGGAGGAGAUUUGCCAAUGGCUUCUUGGAUUGAUGAUAUUACACCUCAGAAUCCUGUUUGGCUAUCAAGGAUGGAUGGACAUAUGGGCUUGGCAAACUCCUUGGCACUAAAACUUGCUGGAAUAUCUCGUGACACACAGGAUAUAGACGGAGGAGCUAUAAUGAAAAACAGUGAUGGAGAACCUACUGGUUUGUUGAUAGAUUCUGCAAUGAAGCUUGUGUUUUCCUGCAUCCCUGAACCUUCAGUACAAGAAAGGAGGAAAGCUUUUUUAUCGGCAAGCAGCCUUGCGGUGAUGAGGGGUGUGACAACAGUAGUCGAUUUUGGGAGAUACUUCCCUGGUUCAUCUGCAGAACUCCCAUGGGAGGAUCUUUCAGAUGUGUACCAAUGGGCUGAUCUGUCAGGAAAUAUGGUGAUCCGUGUUUGCUUAUUCUUUCCAUUGGAGACCUGGGCACGCUUGGAGGGUUUUGUAAAGAAGGUUGGCUGUAGCCUGAGCCAAUGGAUUCACUUGGGUGGUGUGAAGGCUUUUGCUGAUGGAUCUUUGGGAUCUAACAGUGCAUUGUUUUAUGAGCCAUAUGUUGAUGAGCCUCACAACUAUGGACUACAAGUACUGGAUUUGGAUCAGCUAUAUAACAUGACACUUUCUUCAGAUAAAUCUGACCUUCAGAUUGCCAUUCAUGCUAUAGGGGACAAAGCCAAUGACCUAAUCUUGGAUAUGUAUGCUUCAGUGGCUUCUGAGAAUCAAAGCAAGGAUCGGCGGUUUAGGAUUGAACAUGCUCAACAUUUGGCCACUGGGAGUGUUGCACGGUUUGGUGAGCAAGCAAUAGUUGCUUCAGUGCAGCCAGACCACUUAUUGGACGACGCUGAUUCUGCAAUCAAGAAACUUGGGCUGAAGAGGGCAGAGGAAGGGUCCUAUUUAUUUAAGUCACUCCUCGCAAACAAUGCACAAUUAGCAUUUGGGUCUGACUGGCCAGUAGCUGAUAUUAAUCCACUGAGAAGCAUCAAGACCGCAAUGGAAAGAGUACCUCCUCCAGGCCGCGAACAACAGAAGGAGGAGCCAUGGAUUCCAUCUGAGCGCUUAAGUCUAAAGGAGGCACUCGAUGCGUACACAAUCUCAGCCGCCCGGGCAUGCUUCCUUGAGAAAGAUGUAGGAUCACUCUCUCCAGGAAAGUGGGCAGAUUUUGUGGUUCUGUCUGCUGAUUCUUGGGAUUCCUCCUUUGCAAAUGCUGAAGGUGUGGGAUCUACAACAACCACAGUCCAAGCAACAUAUGUUGGUGGAACCCAGGUUUAUCCCAAAGCUAAUUAUAAUGAAAUGGAUCUUGAGAGAGUAUGAAAUAAACAUAUUGUGACAUGUAUGCAAUUAUGAAUGCAGCCAGGGGUUGUAAUUUUUGUGCUCAAACUAGAGACUGUGACCCCCAGAGUUGCUUAUUUGAAGUGUACUGAUUUAGUAUUGUUAGAGUGUGUGCCCUACUCUAGAGGGGUGCAUUGGGUUGCAAGAGCUCAAUUUUCUCCCCAAAGUUUAUCGAAAUCUUAAUGCUAAAAAUAAAAUGCAUAAAAGUAAAGAGUGGAAACCAUA
Molecule: messenger RNA, 2134 nt
Organism: Cuscuta campestris
Lineage: Eukaryota; Viridiplantae; Streptophyta; Magnoliopsida; Solanales; Convolvulaceae
Source: the annotation of a GenBank genome assembly